GAGCUGUACGUUUCAGUGUACACAGACAAGAUGGCAGCUCCAUUGGAAGACGAAUUUGAAGAUGCGCCUGAUGUGGAGCCGUUAGAGCCAACCCUGAAGAAUAUUAUCGAGCAGAAAUCUUUGAAAUGGAUAUUUGUAGGUGGGAAGGGUGGUGUUGGUAAAACCACAUGUAGCUGUAGCUUGGCUGUCCAGCUGGCUGCAGUCAGGGAGAGCGUCCUCAUCAUCUCCACAGAUCCUGCCCAUAACAUUUCUGAUGCCUUUGACCAGAAGUUCUCAAAGGUGCCUACUAAGGUCAAGGGAUAUGAUAACCUCUUUGCAAUGGAGAUUGACCCAAGCCUGGGUGUGGCAGAGCUGCCUGAUGAGUUCUUUGAAGAGGACAACAUGCUCAGCAUGGGUAAGAAGAUGAUGCAGGAGGCCAUGAGUGCCUUCCCUGGCAUCGACGAGGCCAUGAGCUACGCAGAGGUCAUGAGGUUAGUGAAAGGAAUGAACUUCUCAGUGGUCGUCUUUGAUACUGCCCCCACUGGCCACACACUGCGGCUGCUUAACUUCCCUACCAUUGUGGAGCGUGGACUGGGCCGCCUCAUGCAGAUCAAGAACCAGAUCAGCCCUUUCAUCUCUCAGAUGUGUAACAUGCUUGGUCUGGGUGACAUGAAUGCAGACCAGCUUGCCUCUAAGCUCGAAGAGACCCUGCCAGUCAUCCGCUCAGUCAGUGAGCAGUUCAAAGACCCUGAACAGACCACCUUCAUCUGUGUGUGUAUCGCUGAGUUCCUCUCUCUGUAUGAGACAGAGCGGCUGAUCCAGGAGCUGGCCAAGUGCCGCAUCGACACGCACAACAUCAUCGUCAACCAACUCGUUUUCCCCGAUGCAGAGAGGCCGUGUAAAAUGUGUGAAGCCCGUCAUAAAAUUCAGUCCAAGUAUUUAGACCAGAUGGAGGACCUUUAUGAAGAUUUCCACAUAGUCAAGUUACCGCUGCUGCCCCAUGAAGUUCGAGGUGCCGACAAGGUCAACACAUUCUCUAAGCAACUUCUGGAACCCUACAAACCCCCAAACAAGUGAUCUCCCUCCCUGCAGGACUUCCCUCACCUGCCCCCCGCCCUCCCUGUACAGACCACACCUCUAUUUACAGUCUGAACUCACCUCCUCUGAGCUCCUCAACCGGCCUCAAACCCCGCAAUAACAGCCUCAAGAUGAUCCACUCAGUCCUCAGCCCGUCAUCCAAAGCGGAGCACGCCUAUGGCAAAACACACCCUCAGUGAAGGGGAGCUGAUGAAAUCACAAACACACACACACAUACAUAUUCUGCUAUAUUGUUAGAGAUAAGAGAGUGCAGGUUUGUGCUGCCUUACUCUCCCUUCCCCUUCUCUGGUCCUCAUAUCGUCUGUGUGACAGUUGUACUAUUCCUACUUAAGCAUUUAACUUUUUCUCAACAAAAAACGUCUCCCUCCUCCUCCUCCAUCUUACACAGUGUCCAGCCUCGGUUGUGAAAACAAGUGUUUCCAGUGGUUGUGCUGUGUAUUCCAGGAUAAAACAGCUUUCAGGUGGUUGAUGUUUAAUGCCUUGUUUAUUCUGUGUGGUUGGUGACUGUGUCUGUUCUCCAGUUUGACUUUUGACCAAAAUUUCACACAAACUCAUCUCUCACACAUCGGGAACUUCCAUCCAAAUUUCUACAGAUUCAGGGUGUGAUCGGCAGGACAAUGAAAAAAAGACACUUCUAAAAAGAACAUGGCCUGUGGUCUUUAGUAAUUUUUGUUCUUGACCAAGACCAAUGUUAUUAUUGCAAUAAGAAAAAUCAAGUGUUCAAAAGCGUGUCUUUUACCAUUUGUCAGAUCCUUAGACCUGACAGCUCCAUGUGUGAUUAUAGUGUAAAAAUGCAGUUACCUAAUGUCAAUGAGAUUUUGAAUCAAGUCAAAUUGGGAGCUUGAUAUGGUUUUGUUAUUGCUUGAACUGGACAGUCUUAAUGGCCCCUGUUAAGUACUUUAGUCCUCUGUGGUUGCUUUAGGUGGUAUAUGGUUGGAGAACCCACCAGUUUUGAGAUUUUAAGGCAAAAUCUGUGUUGAGACUCCUGAUGUUUGAGUGGCUGGAAGCAAAAAGAGUUGAUUAUUGACACUGCUGAACUCCCAACCCUGGUUCCCAUACAGUACUCAUAAACCUCAACAGAUGUUCUUCUCUGUCAGUCACUUUGUGUCCAUUCUGUUUUACUGAGAACUAUAUGGGAACACUAUUGAAAGACAUUAGUAGCCUUAUUUAGUGCAUUGUUAAUUAAAAAAAAAUCUUGAAUGUUGCUUGAUCAAAUGUUGAACCAAUGAAUGGUGAGUAAAGCAUCCUUGCCCUGGUCGUUGAAGACUGGACUCUGAUUGGCUCGCCUGAUGCUUGUUUUCCUACAUUUCCCAACAGAAAGAUGUAGAAAACAGGUUAAUACAACCCCCCCCCUCCUCCCCCCGAGCAAAAGCCUAAUUUCUCCUCUCUGUUACUGAAUGCUUUUGAGUCAAUAAGAAGCUGUUUUCUAUAAAUUUUCUUUAAAUUAUGUUGCAAGUGUUAAUUAAAACAAACUUGCCUCA
Lates calcarifer (barramundi perch) is the source of this 2558-nucleotide messenger RNA. RefSeq names its product guided entry of tail-anchored proteins factor 3, ATPase (gene get3). Bases 31 to 1056 code for a protein of 341 amino acids. Lineage: Eukaryota; Metazoa; Chordata; Actinopteri; Centropomidae. The record is from RefSeq and is a predicted model, not a curated record. Gene Ontology annotation, molecular function: ATP binding; ATP hydrolysis activity. Gene Ontology annotation, cellular component: GET complex. The transcript is spliced from 7 exons. Gene Ontology annotation, biological process: post-translational protein targeting to endoplasmic reticulum membrane.